Messenger RNA from Necator americanus (New World hookworm), 228 nucleotides. RefSeq lists its product as uncharacterized. The coding region runs from base 1 to 228 and encodes 75 amino acids. The transcript is spliced from 2 exons. Lineage: Eukaryota; Metazoa; Nematoda; Chromadorea; Rhabditida; Ancylostomatidae. The record is from RefSeq and is a predicted model, not a curated record.
AUGUCCGGAAGAAAUCGUACGGCACGCGGUCCCGACAGAGUAACACCAGAACACCUGAAGAACCUUCCGCCAGUACUCAACAGCUUGGCGAGGCUCUUUACACGUUACCUGUCGGAAUGCAAGGUAUCACGAGAGUACAAGAUGCCGCUCUGUCUCACCUUCAGCGCCUUGAAGAAGGCCUUCGACUCAGUUGAGACGGAAGCGGUCAUGGAAGCCUUGGACAACUAA